UUCUCUUCCUCUUUCCUCAACCAAACACCAAACAUCAAAACCUCUCCAUAUCCAACGUUGGAUGGCAAUAGAUCUGGUUGCUCUUCCCAAUACGAGAAUGGAAGAACAGAUAGCCAUACAGGAAGCAGCUUCUGCGGGGUUGAAAAGCAUGGAGCAUCUAAUCCGUCUCAUUUCUUCUUCUUCAUCUUCUUCUUCUGCGCCAUCCUCUUCCACACGCCACCACCGUCUCGAUCUCAAUCAACUUGACUGCACACAAAUCACCGACUUCACGGUUUCCAAGUUCAAACAAGUCAUCAACCUGUUGAAUCGCACCGGUCACGCUCGCUUUCGUCGCGCGCCUUCUUCUCCUUCUCCUUCUCCUUCUCCCUCUCCCCCUCCCUCUGUUCCUUCUCAACCUCACUCCCUCACUCUUGAUUUUGCCAAACCCCUUCUCGUCAAGUCAAAUCCCAAUCUUAACCCUUCUUCUGCCCAUUUAUCCAUUUCUCGCUUCUCAAACACCAAGGACAAGGAUAAGGACUGCAACUAUACCAUAUCCCCUCCCAUCUCAACCACCACCUCCUCCUUCAUGUCCUCCAUCACCGGCGACGCCAGCGUUUCCGACGGCAAGGUUGGCCCCUCCAUCCUCGCCGCCGCCAAGCCCCCUCUCUCCUCAUCCCACCGGAAAAGGUGUCACGACGCCACCCUCUCCGCCGGAAAAGCCUCCUCCUCCGCCCACUGCCAUUGCUCCAAGAGAAGGAAAUCCCGAGUGAAACGAAUGAUUCGUGUGCCGGCGAUAAGUUCAAAGGUUGCCGAUAUCCCCGCGGACGAGUACUCAUGGAGAAAGUACGGUCAAAAGCCCAUCAAGGGAUCACCCUACCCACGGGGGUACUAUAAGUGCAGUAGCGUGAGGGGGUGUCCAGCGAGGAAGCACGUGGAGAGAGCCCAAGACGACCCCAACAUGCUCAUCGUUACCUACGACGGAGAACACCGUCACCCGCAAACUCCCGCAACCGGUGCCGCUUUUACCUCUCAGGCUAUUUAAACGACGUCGGCUGUUGGCAAACUCCGAUACCGACACUCGUAACUGGCGUUUGCAGUUUGCAGUUGUAACCGUGGGAGAAAAAAGAAUGGAACUUCUUGCAAGCGAGGAAAAGAAGCAAAGUCAACUUUUGCUUUGUGGGGUGUGACUUUUGUGGACCGAAAGAGUCGUCUACAAGACGAUAAGGACUUUUGUGUAAAUUUGACAAAAAAAUUAAUGAAAUAUAU
Molecule: messenger RNA, 1245 nt
Organism: Abrus precatorius (Indian licorice)
Lineage: Eukaryota; Viridiplantae; Streptophyta; Magnoliopsida; Fabales; Fabaceae
Product: WRKY transcription factor WRKY51-like
Exons: 3
Coding region: 62-1021 (319 amino acids)
Biological process (GO): regulation of DNA-templated transcription
Molecular function (GO): sequence-specific DNA binding; DNA-binding transcription factor activity
Source: RefSeq, a predicted model, not a curated record